This is a messenger RNA of Haliotis rubra (blacklip abalone), 1717 nucleotides long. RefSeq lists its product as uncharacterized. Lineage: Eukaryota; Metazoa; Mollusca; Gastropoda; Lepetellida; Haliotidae. Bases 86 to 1717 code for a protein of 543 amino acids. The transcript is spliced from 5 exons. The record is from RefSeq and is a predicted model, not a curated record.
GUCUGUGUAUAAGCAGCAAGUCUCGGAUCGGAAACGACAUAGUUUGACUAAUUUAAGUCAAGCCGAAAUAUAAUCAUCAAGAAAAAUGGGGUUCCUGUUUCAGUUACUUUUACCUGUAUUUGGCUUCGUGUUCAUUUUAUCAGCGACUGCAGGACAAGAUCAAAGAGGAACGGAGUUCAUGCUGUCAUUUAUAGACCCACAGAAGAAUGAAGGUUUUCCGAUCCUUCUGAUUUCAGCUGAAAAUAGAGCGUUUGUCACAAUAACCAUCCCCUCUCUAGAUCUAAUUCUUAUGAAUGACAUUGAACCCGGGGAAACAUGGAAGCCUACCCUGUCCACAGACCUGAGAUACACAUCCUAUUUUACAACUGUACGAUCUGCCGUGAAUGUUACUUCUACAUCCCCAGUCACAGUCUACGUCUACGAUGGGUUUGGACUCAGAUCCUCUGGAUACAUGGCACUUCCUCUACACGCCCUGUCCACGUCGUAUAUUGCAGUGACCUACAAUGGUCGGACAGACAAUGCUUAUCCAGUUUUACUUCUCGUUGCCAUCAUGAAUGACACCACAGUGGAUGUUUUGUACAGGCUGUCCAGUGGUCAGUGUGAUGAACAUACAACUGGGCAGACCUCUACCCACACACUUCAUGCAUAUGACGUGCAUGGUGUACGAUGUACUGGUGACUUCACAGGAACAUACGUUGUGAGCAACAAGGCCCUAGUGGUCAUCUCUGGACACCAAAAAACGAAUGUAAGUGGACUUAAUAUGGAUACUCUUCAAGAGAUGUUGAUUCCCGUGGAUCAGUUUGGUCUGAGUUUUGUGCUGAUUGAGCCUCAUGGCAAUGCGAGAGGAUCCAUCAACAGGAUCGUUUCAUCUUCUGACAACACCGCGGUGACUUCCAGUACUGGGGAGACCUUCCUUCCCAGUGCGUACGAGUAUGUGGACAUUGACACGGAUAUCAGUGGCCAACAAUGUAUAAACUCAAAUUUUCCAGUCCUGGUUGUUUCCUUCACCAAGUCUGCUAACGGGGAGAAAUUUGACGAGAGGUCGAUGGAUGCAGCAAUGUAUACCGUACCUGCCACCAACAUGUUCACCACAAGCAUCUACGUAGAUUAUGGGUUAACUAGUGUGUUGGCCACAGAUGAAUUUGUGUCUAUCGCCUUUGUGUUUAGUAGAAACGAUACUCCUGACUUUUCAGCUUCUCCAACUGUCCAUGAAGUCAUCCCAAGCUGCCCCUAUGAUGUGUACAAAAUGACAGUAACAGCAUGGCCAGUCGUGUACUCUGAAGGUUCCCUCAAAUUUGGUGCUUACCUCCUUGGCUCAACUCAUAAUAAGUUCAACGGAGCAGCUUUUCCUCUCAAUAUGCGUUUUGGUAACAAACAAGUGUCAUCGUCGUCAUCUUCUUAUCAGUCCUCUUCUUCUUCCUGUUGUUUUCCUUCCUCCCCUUUGACUUUUUCAUCAUCUUCUUCUUUUCCAUUGUCUUCUUCCUCUUCGUCUUUUACUUCUUUAUCUUCUCUUAUGUCAUCGUCGUCUUCUAAUUCUCCGUCUCAUUUUUCUUUCCCCUUUUCGUCUUUGUUUUCCUCGUCUUCUUCACUUUCUCCUUCGUCGCCUCCUUCUUCUUCUCCCGCUCCUUCUCCAAUGUUCUGUGACGGUUCUGGAAAUUCAGAAGACAUGAGCAACGACUGUAACUACAUCUACGAAGGAGCAAAGCAUCUAAAGUAA